Molecule: messenger RNA, 1095 nt
Organism: Leptinotarsa decemlineata (Colorado potato beetle)
Lineage: Eukaryota; Metazoa; Arthropoda; Insecta; Coleoptera; Chrysomelidae
Source: RefSeq, a predicted model, not a curated record
AGUAGAUUUAGCUGGACCAUUGUACUUGAAACGGGGAGAGAAGUCCUGGAUUGUAUUGUUUUCCUGUGCAGUAUAUCGAGCAGGGCAUCUGGAGGCGAAUUUAUAGCGAAAAGAGGAAGAGUUUCAGUUAUAUAUUCUGACAACGGAACAAAUUUUAUUGGAGCAAAAAACUACUUGAAGAAGAUAGACUGGAAUGAAGUUAUGGACUACUCUACAGUUAGAAAAAUCAAAUGGCAUCAGAAUCCUCCAACAGCCGCUUGGUGGGGCGGUUGGUGGGAACGCAUGGUCAGAGUAAUUAAGGAAUUACUUCGUAGAAACUUAGGGAAAGCAACUUUAACUUAUGAAGAAUUGAUGACGACUUUAUGCGAUUGUGAAGCCAUAAUUAAUGCAAGGCCUUUAACUUAUAUUUCGGAAGAAGAUAAUUUAAAACCGCUCAGCCCUUCUAUGUUUAUUUCGGAUAUAUCUACCAGUGAAACUCCAGAUUUCGAUAUCAUAGACAGACAUCAUUUAGUGAAACGACAUAGAUACCUGCAAAAGAUAAGAGAUGGACUCCGAAGCCGAUUCAGAAAGGAAUAUCUAGCGGAACUCGUACAUACUGGUAAAAGGAAAAUAGGUAGUUUAAAAAUUGGAGAUGUUGUUCUUGUCAGCAGCGACAAUGUAAAGCGAAUAAACUGGCCUAUAGGAAAAGUAUUGGAAAUUUAUCCUGGAAAAGAUGACGUACCCAGGGUAGCGAAAAUAAAAGUGAACAGUGGGGAACUUAUUCGACCGUUUCAGCGUGUACAUCCUUUAGAAGUUACGACAGAAGAGGACAGUAAGAAUUUUCUUCAAAUUGAAAAGAAAAUGAAUGAAGUCAAAGGUAAAACUGAUGAGAACUACAUAACAGAAAAGCAGGACAUCAAAGAGAAAACUGAAGAGAUAGUCACAAGGGGGCGAAAAGUCAGAGCUCCGCAUCGUUAUGGUUUCGAGUGAAAUUCAUAAUGUUAUUUUGAAAUUUCUAUUUUGUUUUUUAUUUUGAUUUCAAAAUGGGGAAGAAUGUUAGAUUUAGAAUGUAUGUUUUUAUCAUUCCCUCUAUUAUAGAUUUUCUAUUCAGUUUAU